ACACACACAACCGGAAGUCUCUCUCUCUAUUCUCGCGACACACACAGACACACACAACAGACGCCGCCGGCCUCUCCUCUGGGGAAGGCAGCCUUCGGCCUCACCUCCCUCGACUCCGCGACUGCUGCCUCUCUCUCAGUUUUCACCGAGAAUCCGCCUCUUCUCCCUCAGAAAUCCGCCGCCGCGGAAGCUCGCCGGAGAGACGACGAUAAGCCGCCUCAACCGUCGGCUCUCUCUCUUUCGAUCUCGACUCCCAGCGAAGUGGCAGCGACAAGCCACCAGUCAGCCUUCCCAUCUCCCACAAUCCAUAGAAAUACCUAUUAUAUUUCAUAUGUUGAUACUUUUUUGUUUCUCUACAUGCGAAUCGAUUUUCUACUUUCGAAUCGAUGGAUUCUGAACCCUCUAGAUCAGAUUGAGCUGGAAAUUCAAAACCUUAUGGCCUUCGCUUCAGCUUUCCAUCGCAUUUUUAACGGAUCAUCCACGCCGUCGCUCAAUAUACACUCGCAGUUCUGUUCGAUUCGCUUCAGUUCCACGCUUCCGACGCUCACCUCUCCUAAGCUCUUCAUCAGCGGUCUUUCAAGAACGACAAGUGAUGAUAACCUAUACAAGGCAUUUGCACCUUUUGGAAAUCUUCGUGAGGCAAAAAUUAUCAUUGACAGAGGCUCUGGGAAAUCAAGGGGGUUCGGUUUUGUAACUUAUGAUACUGUGGAAGAAGCUGAGAAGGCAAGGGAGGGAAUGAAUGCCAAGUUCCUUGAUGGUUGGGUAAUUUUUGUCGACCCGGCCAAACCAAGGGAAGCUCCUCAACAACCCCCUCCUCCUCGGCGAGACAUGCAAUCUACUGAAACCGGUUACACUACAAACAGGACGGUUGGAUGGAGUGGCUAUUGACUUCUAUCCAAAUUCUUUGGAAGAUAUUUUGUAAUUGACUGAAAUAUAAUAGCUUUUGGAGAAACUGGACUAUUUAUUGAGACAUUUGGACUGCAGAAUCUGUGGCCAGUCGAAGUGAAUUGUAUACUAGUACAAUAUGCAAUAGCUGGAGAUAUAUUUAUAUCUGCAUCUGGCAAUGGCAUGAUGAAAAAGUCACAGGCUAGUUUGUUACAUUGUUUCUA
Molecule: messenger RNA, 1109 nt
Organism: Salvia miltiorrhiza (redroot sage)
Lineage: Eukaryota; Viridiplantae; Streptophyta; Magnoliopsida; Lamiales; Lamiaceae
Product: organelle RRM domain-containing protein 2, mitochondrial-like
Exons: 4
Coding region: 358-888 (176 amino acids)
Molecular function (GO): RNA binding
Source: RefSeq, a predicted model, not a curated record